Molecule: messenger RNA, 3603 nt
Organism: Cydia fagiglandana
Lineage: Eukaryota; Metazoa; Arthropoda; Insecta; Lepidoptera; Tortricidae
Gene: Dad
Product: mothers against decapentaplegic homolog 6
Exons: 5
Coding region: 149-1108 (319 amino acids)
Biological process (GO): transforming growth factor beta receptor signaling pathway; regulation of transcription by RNA polymerase II; anatomical structure morphogenesis
Cellular component (GO): heteromeric SMAD protein complex
Molecular function (GO): transcription regulator inhibitor activity; I-SMAD binding
Source: RefSeq, a predicted model, not a curated record
CGGCGUCAAUUCAACUCGUAGACAUUGAAACUCAAACUAUUAUCUCUGCCAUUAAAAAGUAGACGCCGGCAACACAGCGCCGCCGCGUCAGUGGCCCGACGCGGCCAGUCGAGCGGGCGCACGCGGCGAGCAAUGUCGUGCGCGGGUGAUGCGCGGCCGUCCCGCGCCUCGUGAGCGCUGCCGGCAUGUGAUGUUCCGGAGACGCGCGCUGCGGCGGCGGCUAGCAGCCGCCGGCGCAAACCACAUCCCCGACGACACUCUCAGGAGACUCUCCCGCGCGCUGGACACCCCACCCGCCUCAGAAUGUGUGCCAGCGGAUCCCAAUCUCAAACUCGUUGUGACCAGACUGUUCAGAUUCCCCGACUUGAGGGACCUCAACGAGCUGAGGCGCCUCCCGGUGUGCCGGGAGCAGAACUGCUGCAAUCCUCACCAUUGGAGCAGACUGUCGGAACCCGAAAUCCCUCCCCCGCCAUACACGCCGUACGCGAUGGAUGACGUUAAAACUAAGGACCACGGAGAGAGCACAGCAGACGCGAGGAGGACCGACCACGAGCGGCUAACUGCGGGCUCUCUCGCCACUGACGGCGAAGAGAAAGGCACGUGGGAAACGGAGUGGUGCCGGCUAGCGUACUGGGAGCUGGCGCGGCGCGUGGGCCGGCAGUUCGGCGUGCGCGUGCGCUGCGUGGAUGUGUUCGGCGGCGCCGGCGCCGGCCGCGCCGGCCUCUGUCUCGACGCGUUGGAGGACGCCACUAAAGCUGAUCAGGUGAAGAAGAUCCGAUCCAAAAUCGGUCUGGGCGUGACUCUCUCCCUGGAGUCGGACGGCGUGUGGCUGUACAACAGGAGCCAGCAGCCCGUGUUCUGCAGCUCGCCGGCGCUGGACGCGGCGGCGGCGCGCGCGCUGCUGGUGUGGCGCGUGCCGCCCGGGCACUGCCUGCGCGUGUUCGACCCCGCCGCGCCGCCGCCCGCGGCCUCGCUGCCGCACGUCGGCCCCGUGGACCCGCGCUCCGUGCGCAUCUCCUUCGCCAAGGGCUGGGGCCCCAAGUACUCGCGCCGGGACGUCACCGCCUGCCCCUGCUGGCUCGAGGUCCUCCUCGCGCCCCCCAGCUGACCCUAGUGCUUAUAAAACUUUUUAUACGGGAUUGUGUUUUUAUAAACGUUUUUACGGACGCGGUGUUCAUGAACUUAACCAAUUAUUUAUGUGAUGUUAAAAUUUAAACAGGUUUAUGUGGAGAGGCCUUGUGACCAGUGAUUUUAAUGAAUUUAUUGUGUGAAUGUGUUCUCACGGGAGACGCGGGACGUUAGGAGAGCCACCAUUGUCAUUACCGCAUUACUUCAUGUCAUUACCAUGUCACUUUCAGUCAUUACCAUGUCACGCCAUUUUUCGUGAAGUAACUCGCUGAAAUUGGAGAAGCCAAUUUUUUGUGGAGUGCGACUUAUUGCCUCUAUCCGCUGCUGCGUUUUCUGUGAGCAUUGCUCUGUGUCACAUCGUCACAUCUACAAAUAUGUCAGCUUCAUUGUGACAUUAACCCUUUCAGAACAGAUCAAUACCCACGAGUGAGGUGAUGAGAUCAUUUUUAACACAUGUCAAUAGCCUGCAUUUCAGUUGUGUUUAUGUCCCGUCAUGUUAUUCCUGUUUUUAAGGAGUAACAUGAUCACAUUGACGUCACGACGUAUUUUCGUGGCUGAUAUAUUUGUAGCGGCAAGUCUUGUGAUACGUAGCACUUUUGAAAGUCAUGAUAUUUAUGAGGCCUUACUGUCAACACUGUGUGCACCAUGUAUAGUCACCUAUACAAUUGUAAGGAUUGUAUUAUGUAUAGCGCUCGACUUAAGACAACGCGAGACUGUAAAUAAUAAAUUAAUACUUACAAUUAUGUACUAUAAAUAUGUAAUUAAACUAUUUAUAUUUUAAAAUAUGCCUUACCUUAGAUUGUACAAUUAUUUAAGAGUUAGUGUAUAGAGUUCUUUUUGUACAGUAAUUGACACUGAUGUAUUGCGAGAUAGUUUGUUUAAUGUGAAGGCUGUGUAAGCAUUUCUAAGCGGCCUUGCGCCGAGCUACACCGGGAACCAUGGCGAUGUCACUAAACAGUGCUGACAUUCCCGUCAACCGACCGACGUGACACUACUCUUAAACUACGAAGAUCUGCCAAUUUUAUAAUAAAAUGAUUUAAAAAUAGAUAGGUAAUGUCUACAGAAUAAACAUUGUGCCUUGCGUUGUAUUCAAGUACCUAUAAUAAAUCCAAAAUUUACGUAGGAUACUACUGUCAAUUUCACUGGCCUAUAAAGUUAAGUCUUUACAUAGUUAUACAAAUGUUUGAAUGGAAAAGCUCGAAUUUAAGGGUAAAGUAUAUACAUAACACGCUUUAGGACCGAGUGAGUCGAUGACAAUAAAGUUUAUCUAGUCUUUAAAGGUCUAGCUUCGUUAUCCGCGGCUGCCGUCUCGGCCAGGGUGACUCGCUGUCAAUGUCACUACCGUUACCGUUUGCUGUCACUACCGGUUUCACUAUUGACUGUUUCUAAAAAUAUUUUUUCGGCAUUUCUUUACAUAUACAUAUAUGCAAACCAGAUGAAACUCAUGUGUAGUUUCACUUUUAAGAAUACUUGCAUGCAUUUUGGCCGAUUCGGUAGGGAGUAGUUUUUUUACCAAGAUAUAAAAUCACAAGUAGCCGAUCGGUUUAAUCCUUUAGUCUGCUAAUUUUUUUUUUUAAUACUUACUGUUUUGGAUUCUUAUUAGUAUUAUUAAUUCGUAUUUUUCAAGCAACGAUUGGUACCCGUCUUUCUACUGGAAUAGAUUAAGAAAUGACUUGAACUGUGCGGCUACUCGUGACUAUCUUUGUUGCGAAUUCUGUGUAACUUUACUAGGCACUGCUCAAUGUAUUCAUUGUUUCAUUCCGGGGGCCUAGCUAAGAUGCCAAUCGUUCAAAGAAAUGGUUAUGUCUCUCUGUCGCACAGAAAUGUGAUAGAGAGACAUUACCGUUUCGUUAAGGCAUAAACGAUUGACAUUUUUGCUAGGCCCUCUGAAUCAAUAAGCUAUCGCGGCUACUUAUUUACACGUAGCUCCAUUUUUAAGUGACCAAUAGAAAAUCUUGAAAUUAAUGCCCACUGACCAAUUAAUGUAUUUAAAUCAAAUUUUUGUCACACUUGAACUGUCCAAGAGUUUAAUUUUACUAAAAAAAACUGUUUUUAAAACCGUUCGAUAGGUCUAUAAAAUGCAAUAGUUUUGUCAAAAUAUUAUUUAUAAUGGUACCUUAUAAGAUGCCGGUAAUAGGUAAAUUUAGCUGAUAAUAGCCAUUGAAAUUUCAGUCACUUUAGAAAAUUAAGGUCAAUAUAGGGAAGUUCGGAUAAAUUUAUUGCUUGGAUGACCUUCAUAGGGCAUUGUGUUUUAUGCGUACGUCGCUCAGAGACAGUCGGAAAGGAAGAUCACUCCUUCUGCUCUACCGAUCUUUAUCCUUACCACGAGUUUUACACUGACAUAUUCGCUAGCGACUGCAUAACUAACUCACUAUGCAGCUCCUUCAUACUGACAUUGCUUCAAGCGAGAUGCAAUGCGUUUGAGUUGACGUUGUCGCUAGCGUUUAAAGGGGCCCACUGGUUAACAGUCCGCCG